UGCAACGAGGAGAUAGUUGGAGGCUGGAGCAAUGCAAGAAUGGCGGUCUUCAUUUGAGAUUCAAAUGAAUCAUUUGAACUGUUCGAUGAUGGCAUACAAAUGAACUAGGGCUCAGACGCUCAGUCGCCUGAAUUUCUCUCAAAAAUCUUGCAAAAAUGGCGUCAGGUGCCUCAUGCUCCCGCGUUGAUCAGUUCUACUGUUCAAAGAAGAAGCAUAAGUUUGUAUCACCUCUUUUAAAACCAGGGCAAGAUCAAGUAAGAAGAAACUUGAUAUCAGAGAUAGAAUCCUCUUUAAGAAAUGAACAUGUGGAAACCAUAUCAUCUGUCCAGGGGCAUCUUUCUAGACCACAAAGGGAGAAUCUGGGAUGUAUAGUUGGAGGUCUGCAGUGUAAUUCUUCAAAUAAAAGACAGGGUAGUCCAUCUGUGCUAGAUUUGGAAGAUAAAUCGAUCAAGAAGAGGCCUUUAAGUAGUUUUCGUUCAUCUGACCAUAUCUCUAAAUAUGGAGAAUUGUCUCACAAUUCCAAAGAGACUAAUGUUGGUGGUAACAAUUCAGUGCAUGAAUUGAGCUUGAGGAAAUGCAUUAGAACAUCUAUGGAAGCUGUUGAUGUGACAUCAUGCAAUACACCAAACCUGGCAGAAGUCAAAGUUGGAGCUGAAAAAACUCCUCAGUCAAUGCGUGGAAGCUCCAUUUUUUCACCAGGAGACGCGUUCUGGAAAGAGGCAAUCCAGGUGGUUGAUGAUAUGUCCUAUCAUAAUGAAGAUCUUCCUGAAAAGGUUGUUGAAGAAUCCAAAGGAUCUGAAAAUGAUGUAUUGAAUCAACCUAAUCAUAACAGAACAUCUAAUACAGACAUCAGAACUUGUAAUGUGAACAUUCUUAAAAGUGUAGAAAGUACCUCAUCAAGCUGCGUGGCUUCUAAUGAUUGUUUGGAUAUUGGGAAUUGGCUCCCUUCAGAGUUAUGCAACACAUAUAAGAGAAAGGGUAUAUCAAAACUGUAUCCAUGGCAGGUAGACUGCCUUCAGGUGGAUGGGGUGUUACAAAAAAGGAACCUUGUGUAUUGUGCAUCUACAAGUGCUGGGAAAAGUUUUGUUGCAGAAAUCUUGAUGUUACGUAGAGUGCUGUCAACAAGAAAAGUUGCAAUUCUUGUUCUUCCUUAUGUCUCAAUUUGUACAGAGAAGACAGCACAUCUUGAAGCCUUACUUGAACCAAUUGGUGCACGUGUUCGUAGUUAUUAUGGAAGCCAAAGUGGUGGCACACUUCCUAAAGAUACCUCUGUAGCUGUUUGCACAAUCGAGAAGGCAAAUUCACUACUCAACAGAUUGCUGGAAGAGAGGCGUUUGUCAGAAGUUGGGAUCAUAGUAAUUGAUGAACUUCACAUGGUUGGAGAUCAGCACAGGGGCUAUCUCUUGGAACUUAUGCUGACAAAACUUCGGUAUGGAGCUGGUGACCCAACUCAUGAUCUUCAAAUUGUUGGGAUGAGUGCUACCUUGCCCAAUGUUAGUGCUGUUGCUGAUUGGCUUCAAGCAGCUUUAUACCAGACAGAUUUCCGACCUGUUCCACUUGAGGAGUAUAUCAAAGUUGGAAACUCAAUUUAUAACGAAAAGAUGGAACUUGUCAAAACAAUCUCAAAAAGAUCUGAUCUUGGUGGUAAAGAUCCCGAUCAUAUCAUAGAAUUAUGCAACGAGGUUGUUCAAGAGGGUCAUUCAGUGUUGAUCUUUUGCUCCAGUCGUAAAGGAUGUGAAUCAACUGCUAGGCAUGUUGCAAAGUACCUUAAGCAAUUCCCUUUCAACACCUUCAAUGGUGAAAGUGAAUAUCCUGAUAUUGCUUCUGCCAUUGAUGCAUUGCAAAGAUCUCCAGCAGGAUUAGAUCCUGUAUUAUCUGAAACACUUUCUUCAGGUGUUGCCUAUCACCAUGCUGGUCUCACAAUUGAAGAAAGAGAAAUUGUUGAAAACUGCUAUCGUAAAGGUUUAGUACGUGUGUUAACUGCCACAUCAACAUUAGCAGCUGGAGUGAAUCUUCCUGCAAGAAGAGUUAUCUUCAGACAACCUCGUAUUGGUCGUGAUUUUUUAGAUGGGACAAGAUACAGACAAAUGUCCGGGCGGGCGGGUCGCACCGGAAUCGAUACAAAAGGAGAAAGUGUGUUAAUAUGCAAACCUGAAGAAGUGAAAAAAAUUAUGGAAGUGAUUCAUGAGUCGUGUCCACCAUUGCAUUCUUGUUUGUCAGAAGACAAGAAUGGAAUGACACAUGCCAUUUUGGAAGGUGUUGCUGGUGGAAUUGUUCAAACUGCUAAUGAUAUCCAUCGAUAUGUUAGAUGCACUCUUCUGAAUUCAACACAACCAUUUGAAGACGUUGUAAAAUCAGCAAAAGAUUCUCUCAAGUGGCUUUGUCAUAGAAAGUUUCUUGAAUGGAGUGAAGAUACUAAGUUAUAUAGUUCCACACCUCUUGGCCUUGCUUCUUUUGGCAGCUCUCUUUGUCCUGAGGAGUCACUUAUUGUGUUGGAUGACCUUUCAAGGGCGAGAGCAGGAUUUGUACUCUCAUCAGAUUUGCACUUGUUAUACUUGGUGACACCAACUAAUGUUGAUGUUGAGCCAGAUUGGGAAUUGUACUAUGAAAGAUUCUUGCAACUCCCUGUUCUUGAUCAAUGUGUUGGAAACCGUGUUGGAGUGCAAGAAGCAUUUUUGAGGAGAAUGGCUCAUGGAGCUACAAUUCGCACUUCAGAAAGAUCAAGGCAUGAUUUGAAAGGACUUGGGGUGUCAGUGUCAACCAAUAACAUCCUUACUGAUGAUCAAAUGCUUCGUGUGUGUAAGAGAUUCUAUGUUGCACUCAUCUUGUCAAGACUCAUACAGGAAGCACCUGUGAUGGAGGUUUGUGAAGGUUUCAAGGUGGCACGUGGAAUGGUUCAAUCAUUGCAAGAAAAUGCUGGGAGGUUUGCAUCUAUGGUUUCAGUCUUUUGUGAAAGACUUGGUUGGCAUGAUUUAGAAAACUUGAUUUCCAAGUUCCAAAAUCGUGUUUCAUUUGGUGUAAAAGCUGAGAUUGCUGAGCUUACAACUAUUCCAUUUGUCAAGGGUUUUAGAGCAAGGGUACUUUAUAAAGCUGGAUUGCGUACACCCCAAGCAAUUGCUGAAGCAUCCAUACCUGAAGUUGUUAAAGCCAUUUUUGAACCUUCAGAUAAAUUGGCACAAAGGCUUAUUCAACUGGGAGUGGCUAAAAAGAUAAUGAAUGGGGCCCGCAAAAUUGUCCUUGAAAAAGCUGAUGAAGCAAGGGCUGCUGCUUUUUCAGCUUAUAAGGCUCUUGGAGUUGAUGUUCCUCACUUUUCUGUGAAAGGAGGCGAUAUAUACUCAAGAAGUGAGGUAAUGAAGGGGGAAAAAUCAUCUAAUGAUAAUGAUAUGGCCUUAAGUAAAUCAUGUGGUCAUAACUCCGUGUCUUGCAUUAUUGAUUGUGAAGAUAAAUCUAGCUAUGAUCACAUCAAUGAUGCUUCAUCUUUUCAACUGGGAAAAGUUUGUAUGAAGGAAAAGAAUUUUAAUCAACAUCUUGUUGUUACACCUCACAAAAUUUCAUUAGACAUGCGAUAAUAAUACCAAAUAAUAAAUAACGGUGCUUGCUUCUUGUUAUGUAUUUGUUGUUGUGAUGAGUUGGUGUUUCAUAUGCUAAUUGUCAAAUAACAAGUGUGCAUUUUUAUAAGAGUGA
This is a messenger RNA of Lactuca virosa, 3684 nucleotides long. NCBI's taxonomy places the organism in Eukaryota, Viridiplantae, Streptophyta, Magnoliopsida, Asterales, Asteraceae. The record is from the annotation of a GenBank genome assembly.